Brassica rapa (field mustard) is the source of this 778-nucleotide messenger RNA. RefSeq lists its product as uncharacterized. Lineage: Eukaryota; Viridiplantae; Streptophyta; Magnoliopsida; Brassicales; Brassicaceae. The record is from RefSeq and is a predicted model, not a curated record.
UUAAAACACCAAUCAUUGCUUCUCCUUCGCCUGCACAUUCCCUCUCUCUCUCUCUCUCCCUCUCUUCCUCUCCCUCUGUCUAUAUGACCACAAGUCUCUUAAGCGAUCCCACCAUGCUACUUUCAACACCAGAGGUCAUGAUCGCCUCUCACCAGCCGUCUCCAGCGUCAACAACACAAAUCUCCUAUGAGGAGCCAGAGCAGGUGACGUGUGACUGCUGCGGAUUAACCGAGGAGUGCACACAAUCUUACAUAGAGAUGAUCAGAGAACAUUACAUGGGUAAAUGGAUAUGUGGUCUCUGUUCUGAAGCUGUGAAGUACGAGGUUAUAAGAACAAAACGUUUGCUAACUACAGAGGAAGCCAUGGCAAGACACAUGAACAUGUGUUAUAAGUUCAAAUCCUCAAGCCCACCUCCUAAUCCGACCGGACGUUUGAUCUCUGCUAUGACGCAAAUCUUGAGAAGAAGCUUGGAUUCUCCAAGGAUGCUCAGAUCAAUGCCUAGUAGUCCUUCUAAAGACAAAGAUGAUUAUUGUGUCUCAAAUGUUUUGUCUAGGUCCGAUAGCUGCUAGACUCAAAGAAAAGUUAAAAGAAUUGUUUUAACCGGUUGAUAACCGUUUGGUUUAGGGAUCACCACCUGGAAAAGGUCCGGUUUUCAGAUUUGAAUUUUUCGUCAGUAACCAAGAUUGGUCUCUGUAUGUAUUUGUUUUUGCCGGAUUUGUGUACCUGUGGAAAUUUUUGGGCUAAAUGCAAAUAACUUUGAAGGUUCGGAGUUGUGUCA